Molecule: messenger RNA, 901 nt
Organism: Musa acuminata AAA Group (dessert banana)
Lineage: Eukaryota; Viridiplantae; Streptophyta; Magnoliopsida; Zingiberales; Musaceae
Product: ethylene-responsive transcription factor ERF014-like
Exons: 1
Coding region: 125-691 (188 amino acids)
Biological process (GO): regulation of DNA-templated transcription
Molecular function (GO): DNA-binding transcription factor activity; DNA binding
Source: RefSeq, a predicted model, not a curated record
UCUUCUCUUUUCCUCGCCCGGCUUUAUUGCAUCAGGAAAACCCGCCUCUAUAAAUAAGCUGCAGCUCUCUCUCCUACGCAUCCUCCAUCCUUGCAAGAUCGAAGAAGACACAGCACCACCGUCAAUGGUGAAGAGCAAGAUCAGAGGGGCUCUCGAUCACUGUGACCCGAGGAGCAGUGCUGCUGCAGUCAAAGGUAAGAAGCAGUACAAGGGUGUGAGGAUGAGGAGCUGGGGCUCAUGGGUCUCCGAGAUCAGAGCACCAAACCAGAAGACCAGGAUUUGGCUGGGCUCCUACUCCACGCCGGAGGCCGCGGCGCGAGCCUACGACGCGGCCUUGCUCUGCCUGAGAGGCACCGCCGCCAGCCUCAACUUCCCGGCCUCUCUGCUCCUGCAGCUCCCGGAUCGCGUCAUGUCGCCCAAGUCCAUCCAAAGAGUGGCUGCCGCAGCUGCCACGAACGCUGCGUCGCCGUCGGUGUCAUCAGAUACUGCAGAGGAUGAAACACUGAUCUCGAGUUCAAUGGGCGAUGGACCAGCCAUGGAGGAUUCUCCCAUCGAUGACUCGAUCAACUUCGAGACCUUCUUCCAGUCACCCAAGUGUAGGGAUUACAUGCUUAACCCAUCUCUCUUCUUUGCUCCUCCAGCCGAAGAGUGGGGUGAGGAAGCUGACAUCCAUCUGUGGAGCUUCUGCUGAUCUCUACCUGCACUACUCUUCUCAUCACUUUCACUAAGGUGGAAGUCAAGUAGAUUGCUCACUGUAAAAAUGACCAAAUUGGUUCAAAAAAUAAGAGGAAAUCUGAUGGAGCAACAUCUUUUAAGGCUGCUCCAUUGGGUUUCCCAGCUAUAUAUUGAUGUAAUGCAGUAAGUUCCAAUUAGCAUAAAUAAAUAAUAAUAAUUUUCUGAA